CCUCAGCAAAUCCAGUUUGCUGAAGACUGGGCGCAGGUCCUUGUCUCGCUCCAUCUCUCAGUCUUCCACUGACAGCUACAGCUCUGCUGCAUCCUACACAGACAGUUCUGAUGAUGAGGUCUCCCCACGAGAGAAACAGCAAACCAACUCCAAGGGCAGCAGCAACUUCUGUGUGAAGAACAUCAAGCAGGCAGAGUUCGGGCGCCGGGAGAUUGAGAUUGCUGAGCAAGACAUGUCUGCUCUGAUUUCACUCAGGAAACGGGCCCAGGGAGAGAAACCUUUGGCAGGAGCUAAAAUAGUGGGCUGUACACAUAUUACAGCACAGACUGCAGUGUUAAUUGAGACUCUGUGUGCGCUGGGGGCUCAGUGCCGCUGGUCUGCUUGCAACAUCUAUUCCACGCAGAACGAGGUGGCUGCUGCCUUGGCGGAGGCUGGUGUUGCUGUGUUUGCCUGGAAGGGGGAGUCAGAGGAUGAUUUCUGGUGGUGUAUUGACCGUUGUGUUAACAUGGAUGGUUGGCAGGCCAACAUGAUCCUGGAUGAUGGGGGAGACCUGACUCACUGGGUUUAUAAGAAAUAUCCCAACGUGUUUAAGAAGAUCCGCGGCAUUGUGGAGGAGAGUGUGACUGGUGUGCACAGACUGUACCAGUUGUCCAAGGCUGGGAAACUGUGCGUCCCGGCCAUGAAUGUCAAUGACUCUGUGACCAAACAGAAAUUCGAUAACCUAUACUGUUGCAGGGAGUCCAUCUUGGACGGCCUAAAGAGGACCACAGAUGUGAUGUUUGGAGGGAAGCAAGUGGUGGUGUGUGGCUAUGGGGAGGUUGGAAAGGGGUGCUGUGCAGCUCUGAAAGCCCUCGGAGCCAUAGUCAACAUCACCGAGAUUGACCCCAUCUGUGCUCUCCAAGCCUGCAUGGACGGCUUCCGAGUGGUGAAACUCAAUGAAGUGGUCCGCCAGGUGGAUGUGGUCAUAACUUGCACAGGAAACAAGAACGUGGUGACCAGGGAGCACUUGGACCGAAUGAAGAACAGCUGCAUUGUGUGUAACAUGGGCCAUUCCAACACGGAAAUCGAUGUGACCAGUCUCCGCACCCCAGAGCUGACCUGGGAGCGCGUCCGCUCACAGGUGGACCAUGUUAUCUGGCCAGAUGGCAAGCGGGUGGUCCUGCUGGCUGAGGGUCGUCUUCUCAAUCUGAGCUGCUCAACAGUUCCCACCUUUGUUCUGUCCAUCACAGCCACCACUCAGGCUCUAGCCCUGAUUGAGCUCUACAAUGCUCCCGAGGGACGUUACAAGCAAGAUGUGUACCUGCUGCCUAAAAAGAUGGAUGAAUAUGUUGCCAGCUUGCACCUGCCUUCCUUUGAUGCCCAUCUGACAGAGCUAACAGAUGAUCAAGCAAAAUACCUGGGACUCAACAAGAACGGGCCUUUCAAACCCAACUAUUACAGAUACUGAUGGACCACAGCCAUGAAGGACGGGACCACACAAGACAACUUUAGAGAAAUUAUUUUUAAAGAUCAUUUUAUUUUGUUUUACUCUUUUCUUUUGGAAAAGAAACAGUUUUUGUUUUUCUUUUAGCAGUCUGAUUUUAAUGUCGCUUCUUUGUCUUACACUUUCAAGUGAUCGCGUCUCUCUGUAGGUCUGAUCUUGGCAGACACGGUGGGAUUUGCUUCCUGCUUGAUGGCUGACGCCUGCCUGUGUGGUGUCAGGCUUUCAGUAAUGGGAGGAGUUUCCUUUCCUGAGUUGGAAGGGCAAUUCAUUCCCACAAUGGUUUUUACCUUUCCAGUGCACCUUAGUUUUAGUUGGGAUCGCUGCAAACACUGAGAGAGGUACUCUGUGUGUUGUUUUUCCCCCCUUCCCCCCCCCCC
This is a messenger RNA of Pelodiscus sinensis (Chinese soft-shelled turtle), 1860 nucleotides long. Lineage: Eukaryota; Metazoa; Chordata; Testudines; Trionychidae. The record is from RefSeq and is a predicted model, not a curated record.